Molecule: messenger RNA, 2268 nt
Organism: Penicillium egyptiacum
Lineage: Eukaryota; Fungi; Ascomycota; Eurotiomycetes; Eurotiales; Aspergillaceae
Source: the annotation of a GenBank genome assembly
AUGAGACUGCGGUCGAACCACGUUCUUCCGCCAAUUUCGGAGUACGUCCCACGCCGCCGGCGCACGACGCGGAGUGCGUCGGCACAGGCUGGGACGGAGGUCGCAACAGAAACUGUGCCUGAGGCUGCACAAAAGACUGGGCCAGAGAGCCAGUCCGCAUCAGAUGUUGCCGAGCAGUCUGCCGCAGAAAGGUCCGCUCCAAAGCGGAAGCCAGCCAAGAGAGCUGGCCGGAAGAAGGCCGCGGCAAAGGGCAAGAAGGCCUCUGCUCCCACCGCGGAGACCGAAGCCGAGCCCGACGAAGACCCCGUUACGCUCAUUCCGUCCGUGGAGCAACCUGACACCCGUACGUUGCCCCCAAAGCCCAGGCCCACCAGGGAUCCCCCGCGCAUGUUCAGAGGACGCGUUAUGACGGCCUUUCGAUGGGGCAGUGCCAGCGAACUCCUGCGAAAGGAGCAACAUCCUGAGCCAACUCCCUCCUCUCCGCAAACACCUUUGACGCACUAUGCCUGGCCGCCCGGAAGAGCUUAUGAUAAGCGUCGUCGAAUCCCCUGGUCACUUCCCUGGUCCCCACCGUCUCCCUGGAGAAACUGGCCUCGCAGACUUGCCAUCUUUAAUACCCAGGAUGAAUCCGUGCUGACCGCCGCGGAAGAACCAACUAGGAAACGGAACCGAUCGUCCGAAGACGACCCCUCCCCGUCGAAACGCCACAAGUUAACACUUCAAGCUCCACCCGGCUUCGAAAACCGUCCUCGUGGCAGCUCUCGCAGGACGUAUGCGGAUCGCGCGCGGCGACGCGAAGCGGAAAGGGGUGGACGAAUCGAUCGCACCAUUUACCGUUUCCCCCAACUUUUGGCUCAGCAAGGAGAAGAUGCGAGAUCUGGCAAUUCGACCCCUCUGGCCUCCCGUGCAAGCGAAGAGGCCGCGCCCCGUGGUAAUCGCAUUGUUCCGUUCGCUUCAUUGCCUUCCGCACUUCCACCAAAUCAGAACCAGAACCAAAACCAAAACCGGCCUGGUUGGCGACAAUGGAUAUUCAACUCAGUGACUGGUCUUUGGGGACGAGGCAAUGUGCCUCGAACUGCACAGGUCCCACAAGUGGCUGAGCCUCAACGUCCAACGGGAACUGAGUCUUCAUCCUCCGUCGCAACACCCACUUCAGCUCCCCCUUCCUCCUCCGCUGUGCUACCAAGAAAUUUCGAAUCUCCUACUCCGCGCCCGCGCGUUGCAGAGCCGCAAACCUCAAACUCGCGUCUGACAGCCAGCGCACGCGCCCCCCAAGCUGGAAAAAGAAAAAAAUACUCCUACGAUUUGGAUCCACAGGGUUUCGACCCGGAACUGCUCGCGCGCAUGCGUGCCAGGAAGUCGAAUCCCGCGGCCCUCCAACAACCUGUAACUUCACCAGAGCAACUUGAUGCACUCUCCGAGAAUGAAUCGAAGAAGCGCAAGCGAGAACCAUCACCUGAUGUUAUUCCGCACCCUCCAGGAUGUAGUUAUGGGUUUGACCCAGAAUACUUCAUCUACGAUAAUGACGACGAGGACUUGCCGACAGGAGAACAGGGACGCCAAGAUACUACGCCCAAACGAGCUGCAGUCAGCGCUGCAGCGGACGAGGAGCAUGUCUCCAAGCGUGCGCGCCAAGAUACCACGGCAAAUCAAGCUACAGUCAGCGAUGCACCGGAAGAGGAGAUUGUCUCCAAGCGUGUGUGCCAAGAUACUACGCCCAAACAAGCUACAGUCAGCGAUGCAGCGGAAGAGGAGCAUGUCUCCAAGCGUGUGCGCCAAGAUACCACGGCAAAUCAAGCUACAGUCAGCGAUGCACCGGAAGAGGAGCAUGUCUCCAAGCGUGCGGUCUCUGGCAAUACCCACCUAGAAAACUUCAAGCACCAGGGCGCAUCACAGCCCAUCGAAGAUUCCGGCGAAGAACUCCGCAAGGCCCGUCAGCUUGCUGAGCAGUACAAGCCGAAGACCCCCAGUCGUCUUCGAGCAGACCUUCGCUUCGAAAGCAGCUGGAGCUCGUUUGUUGAAGACGAAGCUGAAGAGGAAGCCGUGCGUCGCCGCAAGAUGAGAAAAACCUCAAUGGCCACGGCAUGCCCUACCGGCGAUCUGGACCAUAUCAGAUGGCCAGAGACAGAAACUUGGGUUGAGCGCUUUGACUGGCAAGACCCUAACUUUGCCAAGUAUCGGAGUACCUCAGUUGCAAGGGAGGGAUAUCUUAAUUGGAACCAUGAGGUUUUCAUGAGCAAGCUUGCUGCUCGGCGUUCUGCUCGAUAG